AGGUAACCUUACUUAGGCUUGAACAACCAACUAAGGCCUCUUCAAAACCCCUUAAAUUAUCACUUAUAAUAUCUCCAAUACUUGCAAAAUAGAAAAGAAAGAAAAAAAAAGCAUGGUUAGUCCAUCCAAUAAUUCCCAUAAUUUUCCUCUAAAAUUCCUUUGUAGCUAUGGUGGCAAGAUUAUGCCCCGUCAAACCGAUGGAAAACUCCGGUAUUAUGGUGGCGAAACACGUGUCCUCUCCGUUGAUCGUUCCAUUUCAUUCGCAGAGCUAUUAUUGAAGUUAGGGGAGAUGUCUGGAUCAACAGUGAGUUUGAGGUGUCAGUUGCCAAAUGAAGAUCUAGACGCUCUUGUAUCAAUAACAUCUGACGAAGAUUUAGUCAAUCUCAUCGAAGAAUAUGAUCAUGUUUCAACAAUAUCAUCGUUUCUCAAGAUCAGGGCUUUCUUAUAUCCACCAAAAUCCACAAAAAAAGUUGUAUCUCCUACACCUUCCAUUGCUUCUACCUCAUCCACCAAUAGUACCACUAUUAGCAACCCCGAUGCCACGUCAUCACCAAGUUCAUUUUGUUCAACCGUUACUAGCCCUCCUGCGUCAACGAGGCAUCAUGAUUGUCCAAGACCAUAUAAAAAAGUGACACGAAAUUCUUUAGAUGAAACAAUUAACGGGCGCAUACGUCAUAUUAGAACAAGAUCGUCACCGGUGAUGUUUCCUAUUUGUCCUGAGAAAGUCACGGCCAAGAUUCCUCAAUAUGCUUAUCAUCAUAGUCAUGGGAAUAAUAGUAGCCAUAUUUAUAUGAUUCACCAUGGCAACCAUUGGCAAUAACACUUGAUAUUUUCUAUUGGACAAGGGCAAUAUUGGAACAUAUAUAUACUUUUUAUAUAGAGAAAAAGAAAACCCCAUCAAGAAAAAAAAAAGAAAAAAAAAGAGGAUGAGAUAUAUUUUUUUUUUUAUGUAAGAAGAGAGUGUAUAUGUCAAUAACAAAUUGGUAGUUUUUGUGUCAUAUAUAUGAGUCCAAUUUAUUUUUUUACUACCAUGGAUGGAUAUUAACUCACCUCUUUAUGUGAUGCGUGCCACGUUAAAUUUCUUUCUUUUAAAAAAUUAUUUUUUAUAUAUUUUUUUUAAUCUUGUUGGCAUUUUCCAACAAAUCACAAAAAAUGAGUCCUAUAUCAUGUUUGCUUCCCCUCUAAUUUUCUAAUCUUUUACGUCUUUAUAUUUGUCUCUUUAGUAUUUCUCUGCCUCAAAGAGAUAAUGAUAAAAUUUGCGUAUAAGAUUUUACUAAAUAUGUUAUUGUUAUUGUGUUUAGUAUUUUGUCUGUUCAUUUUCUAUGUGUUAGUAUAUUGUAUCAUGAUAUGCAAUUAUAUCACGUCUCUUCCUUUGGUGCUAAGUUUCUAUCUUGAUUUUGUGUACUGCAGGUAUAUGAUGAUGAAAUCAAUUGAAACUCUUUUUUUCAUUUAGACAGGAAAUUCUAGUAACCUCAAGAUGGGAAUUAAGUGGCAGAGUCAUUUGGUCUGAAUGCAACCUGAAGAGCCACACAUAGGACCCAUUCAGGAGGAAACACUCUUUAUCAAGGAUUUUUAUUAAAUUCAAGGUUCGAACGUGAGACCUCUGAUGAGGAGUAGUCUCCUCCACUGCAACAUACCCUUUGGUUGUGAAAAACUUUCUAUCUUGUCGGUAUUAAAUAUAGUUUCAAAUGCCAUAAUUUCACCAACAAGAGUUGUGGUGGAGUGACAAGUAUUUCAUCAUCCUUAACUAGAUGUCUUAGGUUUGAGUCUCCUUAGGUAUGAAUAUGCCUUUAUUAGGAAAUGUUUACCUCAAUGUGGGACUUCUUGACGAAAAUCUAAAUGUAGUCGGGUUUGAAACUCAAUAGCAAACAAAAAAGAAAAGAAAAGACGGCACUAGAAACGAAUGUAUAAAGUUUAGGGAGAUGAAGAGAAUGGGUUAAAGAA
Solanum tuberosum (potato) is the source of this 1944-nucleotide messenger RNA. RefSeq lists its product as uncharacterized. NCBI's taxonomy places the organism in Eukaryota, Viridiplantae, Streptophyta, Magnoliopsida, Solanales, Solanaceae. Gene Ontology annotation, molecular function: protein binding. The record is from RefSeq and is a predicted model, not a curated record. Bases 113 to 820 code for a protein of 235 amino acids. The transcript has 3 exons.